Labeo rohita (rohu) is the source of this 1339-nucleotide messenger RNA. RefSeq names its product pleckstrin homology domain containing S1, tandem duplicate 4 (gene plekhs1.4). The coding region runs from base 43 to 849 and encodes 268 amino acids. The record is from RefSeq and is a predicted model, not a curated record. NCBI's taxonomy places the organism in Eukaryota, Metazoa, Chordata, Actinopteri, Cypriniformes, Cyprinidae. The transcript has 9 exons.
ACUUGACAAGUACUUUCUGACAAGUUUUUCUUGUUCGAGUGCAUGUCUCAAAUCACCGCCUUCCUUGUGACAUCACUCCUAAGAUUUUUCACCAAUGGUGAAACUUCCUCAUAUAUUUUAACCACAUUUUGUGUUCUCACAGACAGGCAGCAUCUAUAUCAGGUUCACGCUGACAGCAUUCCAUUCACCAUAACUGAAAAAAUGGCAGAUAAUAACUAUGUGUUUUACAUACAUGGAGCAGAGGAACAAAUGUGUUCUGGAUACCUCUACAAAUCUCCCCCGGAGAAUCAGUUCAAGUCACAGAAAUCAUGGAAAAGGAGGUUUUUUGUUCUUCUGAGGUACAGAAACAAUGUAUGCCAACUUAAGUACUACAAAAAUGAAGAGAAGAACAAACCACUGGGAGACAUCGACUUGUCUCAGGUCACAUACAUGUUCUUGCACCCCGAGAUGCACUCUAUGUGGAAAUGGAUUCAUAACAAUUUCAGAUGUUCUUCUUCCAGUGUAAUGUUUAUUAGAGUACCAGAAAGAGACUACUUCCUUAUAGGAGAAAACAGUUGGGAGAUGGACAAAUGGUUCACUGCUUUAUAUGACAUCUUAAAUAAUCGUACACACAGACUGCUGGAUCCCAAGACAUAUGGGUCGAACAGAUACAUUAGUGAACCCCCACAAUCAGACGAGGAUAAGCAGCAAACUGAGUGGUGUGAAACAAAAUAUGUUACACAUGAGUCAACAUCAUCUGUGACCCAUGAGCCCAUCUAUGUUUCUCCAGUAAAAAAGAGGAGUAAUAAGACUAAACUAACAACAGAAAUCAGUUAUGAAGAUGACGACACAGAUGGAUUGUCAGAAUGAAUAACAACUCAGGCUUCAUCCUCAACCGCCACUGUCACAACAAACCAACAGCCUGGAAACAAGACUGCAUUUAAGAUAUAUCUGUUUUGUUGUUUUAUUUUUACAGUUCCAGUAAUAUGUUGAAUUUAAUUGCAAAUAAAUGUAAAGCUGAACAGGAUUCUUUAUAUGUCAAUCAUAUAUUGUGUUUCACCAACUUGCACUAAAGCAAACCAAAAUUAAUAAUGUUUUUACAGUAUUACUAAACUGGACACCUGAUUUGAUAGUGAUAAUGAGAUGAACUGCAAAUGUUGUUAAUUUACUGAUAGCAAAUUUCACAUAAUUCACAAAAAUACAUAUACCAGUUAAGGGAAAUGAGCACAAGACAAUCAUUUUAGAACAAAAAAAAACAAAAACAGAACAAUACAGAAAAUAUAGAUUUUUUUUUUAUAUGUAUUAAAUAUAUAUUUAAAAAGCAUGUUUUGCUACAAAUGUAAGUUCUUAUAAACGUAUA